AUGGCCGAGAAAAGGCCAGAUAUAGACACCCACCCUGUCCAUGGACGACGCGAUGAUGCCUUGAAUUAUCUGGAUGAACAUGCCAAUGUCCAGGAUGAAGCGACUGUCGAUCUUGCGGCCCUGCGACGCAAGAUCGACUAUCGCAUUAUCCCGUUCAUGUUUUCCUGCUAUAUCCUGCAGUUUCUMGACAAGGUGAUGCUCAAUUAUGCGGCUGUGAUGGGGAUAAGGAAAGACCUCAAGUUGGUUGGCAAUGAUUUCUCCAAUGCGGCGACUUGGUUCUUCAUUGCCUACUUGAUCGCGGAGGCUCCCCUGGUAAUUCUCCUGCAAAAGACUCCCCCAGCCAAAUGGCUAGGAGCAAAUGUCUUCCUCUGGGGCGUUGCAGCGGCGGCUGGUGCCGGUGUCCGUGACUAUCGUACUCUCCUGGUCUCACGGAUCUUCCUCGGCAUUUUCGAAGCCACGAUCGGCCCUUCUCUGAUGCUGCUGAGCAGUCAGUACUACACCAAGAGCGAAGCUGCGCCCCGGUUCACGCUGUGGUAUGUCGGUCUGGGUGUGGCACAGAUCCUAGGUGGUCUUAUCUCCUUUGGCUUCCAACAUGUGGACAACCCGUCUUUCCAAGGCUGGCGCGUCAUGUUCCUCGUUCUCGGGCUUGUUACAUCCCUUACCGGCGCACUAACCUUCAUCUUCUUGCCGGACGCGCCCAUGAAGGCAAAGUGGUUGACCGACCGCGAGAAAGUCGCUCUCUUGAACCACGUCAGUGUCAACCAGACCGGCGUGUGGAGCAGUGACUUUAGCGUAAAGCAAAUUUGGGAGGCUGUUUGUGACCUUCAGCUGUGGUUCAUCACCAUCAUCACCAUGCUGAUCUCCGUCUCCAGUGGAGUGGUGACCUCGUACUCGGCGACUUUGAUUGCCGGAUUCGGUUUCUCAGGCCCUCAUGCGGCCCUGCUAAAUAUGCCCUCCGGCAUUGUUAGCAUCUUCUUCACCCUCCUGGUUGGCUUCGGGAUCCGCCGAGUCUCCCACCGCUGGGCCUGGCUCAUCGCCUCCACCCUGCCCGGCAUCCUCGGCGGCGGUCUGCUCUCCUUCCUCCCCAAGCACAACAAAGCAGGUGUCCUCAUCGGCAUUUACCUCGUCAACGCCGUGGUCGCGACCCUCCCCAUUCUCUACCAAUGGACGGCGGCCAACUGCGCAGGCCAUACCAAGCGCGCGUUUGCCAGUGCGCUCGUCGCCGGCUCCUUCUCGGUCGGAAACAUCAUUGGCCCUCAGACGUUCCAGGCACGCGAUGCGCCGGAAUAUCGCCCGGCCAAGAUCGCAGUGCUGGCGACGCAGGCUGCUGCGGCGGUCCUCUCGUUCGUCCUCUUCUUGUAUUAUGUGUGGGAGAACAAGCGUAGGGACCGUGUUAAAGAAGGCCAGGAGGAUCAGGCGCAAGAUGACACCAAGUGGGCCGGGUUGACAGAUAGGGAGAACAAGACUUUCAGAUAUGUCUACUAG
Molecule: messenger RNA, 1485 nt
Organism: Aspergillus pseudoviridinutans
Lineage: Eukaryota; Fungi; Ascomycota; Eurotiomycetes; Eurotiales; Aspergillaceae
Product: putative MFS transporter
Exons: 4
Coding region: 1-1485 (494 amino acids)
Biological process (GO): transmembrane transport
Cellular component (GO): membrane
Molecular function (GO): transmembrane transporter activity
Source: RefSeq, a predicted model, not a curated record